Vollenhovia emeryi is the source of this 1141-nucleotide messenger RNA. Its product is annotated as iron-sulfur cluster assembly 2 homolog, mitochondrial. Gene Ontology annotation, cellular component: mitochondrion. Gene Ontology annotation, biological process: iron-sulfur cluster assembly. Bases 44 to 520 code for a protein of 158 amino acids. The transcript has 3 exons. Gene Ontology annotation, molecular function: 2 iron, 2 sulfur cluster binding; 4 iron, 4 sulfur cluster binding; iron ion binding. The record is from RefSeq and is a predicted model, not a curated record. Lineage: Eukaryota; Metazoa; Arthropoda; Insecta; Hymenoptera; Formicidae.
GGCAAAAUUUCGAACGAACAGCUGAUAUGUCCGACUGAGAAACAUGGCGAAGCUAACCCAUGUCAUGUGGAGUCUGUCGUCCAACUUUGCGGCAAAUCGGUAUUUCUCUCGAUUGCUGGCCUCGCCAUGGUGCAAUGUGUCCCUGGUUACAUCAUCCCGAGGAGUGUCAGCGGACGCCGCUGUGAAAUCUGCAGGUGAUUUGAUCAUCAGUGACAGCUGCGUGAGGCGUUUGAAGGAAAUAGCCGCGGACGGCGUGUGUUUGAGGAUUACCGUGGAAGGCGGUGGCUGCUCCGGAUUCCAGUACAAGUUCGACUUGGAUCCAAACGUACAGGAGGACGACAGAAUAUUUCAGAAGGAUGGUACUAAAGUGGUAAUAGACUCGACGUCGUUAGAAUACGUCAAGGGAUCAACGAUAGAGUUCCACACGGAGUUGAUACGAUCUGCCUUUAGAAUAACAAACAAUCCUCUAGCGGAACAGGGAUGUAGUUGCGGCGCUAGCUUUGCUAUUAAAGUAGAGUAGACGAACGCUGGCUCGUAAUUAAUGUAAGCUCUGAAAACGUUUACCGAAGAUUAAUUAGACUUUAUUUAUAGUUAAUACGCGCAAAGCAACAGAUAAAAUUGCUUCGGCGAAUAUACAUUCAUUUUAUCACAACACCUACUAUAAACAGUAGCUGUACAUAUCUCUUACAUCUCUUUUCUUUUAAUAUAGAAAGAACGGCUUAUAAUUUACAGUCGUAGGUAUCGAUUUACUUUUUAGCUAUUAUAAACGGUCUAAUUAUAAAUGUCUUACAAGUGGUACCAAAGGAAAGAUGCCUGUGUCUCUUGAUUAACGAAUUUAGACUGUAAAAGUUAUUCUGUACCGCGAGUUGGUAUAUUGCUGUAAAUAAGUAGUGAGCAAAUGAGAAAAAUCGUUGCAUAUAUAUACAAUAUAGAAGAGUUAAACUUAUAACGUGAACGUUCACGAGGGUGAACGUCUUGGAUGAGUUUUUAUUUUGAUUUCAUAAAUAAUGUAACAUCGAGUUAGAGAGCUCUUUAGCGCUUUUCAGGCUAAAGACACGAGUAUGCGCGCAAACCAGUGGUCUUCAGGUAUAUGUACACAUAAAAUCUGAUGAUCGCGAUUAAACCAUACCACUGAAUGGAA